This is a messenger RNA of Nerophis ophidion (straightnose pipefish), 2670 nucleotides long. RefSeq lists its product as uncharacterized. Bases 1 to 1044 code for a protein of 347 amino acids. Gene Ontology annotation, biological process: response to bacterium. Lineage: Eukaryota; Metazoa; Chordata; Actinopteri; Syngnathiformes; Syngnathidae. The transcript has 6 exons. The record is from RefSeq and is a predicted model, not a curated record.
AUGCUGUCUAGAUGGUCUGAUCUUCACUUGGUCCAACAAGAGGAGAAAAUGUGGAUCGUGCUUCAUCUGCUGCUCCUGCUCCAAAGUGGAGCAUGUACAGGUGCUUACACCUUUUCCACACAGACUGUUGGACUUGGACAAAAUGCCUCUUUAACAUGUGUCCUGGAGAAUAAUUCGGAGUUUGAAUAUUUAUUUUGGCUCCGACUUGUGUCCGGAACCUUUCCUGAAGCAUUAGUCACACUGUCAUAUAUGAAUUACAACUCUGAUAAACAUGGAACAUUAAAGACCGGACCUCGCAUCACAGCCAAAAAAGAACAAGAACGUUUCGAUCUACAAUUGAAUCAAGUGGAGAAAAGUGAUACGGCGAUCUACUAUUGUUUAACAAUAAAUUUAGGUAACUGGAUGUUUUUGAAUGGGAUAUUUCUUCAAGUGACAGAACCAGAACCCUCCGUGUCUGUUGUCUCUGAAGUCCAACCAGGCCCGCCUGUGAAGUUGCAGUGCUCAGUCCUCUCCCACUCUGGGAAUGACAUCUGUCAGGAUGGACCCAAAGUGUUGUGGUUCAGAACUGGACCCGGAAGCGUCCAUCCCAGCUUUGUUUUCACUCAUGACGAAUGCAAGAAGAUCAAAGAUAACUCCUCGCAGAACUGCUUCCACACUUUCUCAAAGACCCUCAGCUCCUCCGAUGCUGGAAUUUACGUGUGUGCUCUGGUCACAUGUGGGAGGAUUUUCGUGGGAAAUCCAGUAGAAGUCAUCAUUAAAGGUAUCCCAAGAGGUCUGUUUUGGAGUGUUUUGAGUGUUGCUUUGGCCUUAAGUUUCAUCAUGUCAGCCUUCCUCAUCCACAAGAUCAGGACAAAGAAAUGUUGCUGCAAAGCUGGUCCACAAAUACUCGAUGAAACGUCCAGUUGCGUCCAGCAGAGAGACGAGGACUCUUUGGUCUAUUCUGUGCCGACCAUCGUCACCAGGAAAACUGCCAAGGCGAGGCAGACAAAAGAAAAAGCAGCAGAAGAAAUGACCACCUACGCUGACGUGUUUUUUCGAAACUGACAUCCUCCAAACGUUUUAAUACUGCAAAGAGGUUCAGGAAAUUAGCUUGUAUUGAUCUGCCUUUACAGCCACCAUAAGCUAAAUGAAAAUGUACCAGAUUUUUCAGACUAUAAGGCGCACUUAAAAUCCUUUUAUUUUCUCAAAACUCGACAACGCAGAAAAAUUUUGAUUGUGCUUACCGACCUCGAAGCUAUUUUAUUUGGUACAUGGUGAAAUGAUAUGUGUGACCAGUAUAUGACAGUCACGCAAAAGAGAUAGACGUAGACUGCAAUAUGACUCAAGUAAACACAAAUAUUGUAUGUGUUCCAUUAAAAGCCUACUGAAAUGAGAUUUUCUUAUUCAAACGGGGAUAGCAAGUCCUUUCUGAGUGUCAUACUUGAUCAUUUCGCGAUAUUGCCAUAUUUUUGCUGAAAGGAUUUAGUAGAGAACAUCGACAAUAAAGUUCUCAACUUUUGAUCGCUAAUAAAAAAGCCUUGCCUGUACCGGAAGUAGCAGACGAUGUAAGCGUGACGUCACGGGUUGUAGAGCUCCUCACAUCCUCACAUUGUUUAAAAUCAUAGCCACCAGCAGCAAGAGCGAUUCGGACCGAGAAAGCGACAAUUUCCCCAUUAAUUUGAGCGAGGAUGAAAGAUUUGUGGAUGAGGAAAGUUAGAGUGAAGCACUAGAAAGAAAAAAAAAGCUGAGUGCAGUGGGAGCGAUUCAGCUGUUAUUAGACACAUUUACUACGAUAAUUCUGGAAAAUCCCUUAUCUGCUUAUUGUGUUACUAGUGUUUUAGGGAGAUUAUAAAGUCAUACCUGAAAGUCGGAGGGGUGUGGUGACCGCCAGUGUCUCUGAUGGAAGCCAUGGAGGAGGCAAGAACGUCGCAGCUGCCUCUUUGACGCAAGCUCCGCUCAUGUCUCCGGUAAGAGCCGACUUAUUACCACAGCUUUCUCACCGAAACCUGCCGGUGGACAUGUGGUAGAGAAACAUGUUCGCUUCACAACAAACAAAGAAACACCGUGUUUUGGUUGCUAAAGGCAGCUGAAAUCCACAGAUUUCCACCAACAGCAUUCUUCUUUGUAGUCUCCAUUAUUAAUUGAACAAAUUGCAAAAGAUUCAGCAACACAGAUGUCCAAAAUACUGUGUGAUUAUGCGAUUAAAGCAGACGACUUUUAGCCUUGAAUGGCGCUGGGAUAACCAAAAACGUCACAAGCACGCGUCAACAUAAGCGUCAUCAUUCCGCGAUGUUUUCAACAGACACUUUGCGGGAAAUUUAAAAUUGUAAUUUAGUAAACUAAAAAGGCCGUAUUGGCAUGUGUUGCAAUGUUAAUAUUUCAUCAUUGAUAUAUAAACUAUCAGACUGCGUGGUCGGUAGUAGUGGGUUUCAGUAGGCCUUUAAAAAUAGAGAACAUUACACACGGUUCUCAAAUAUUCCAUCAACAUGUUUUAGUACAACUUUGGUAAGCUAUGAAGCCGCACCGCUUCAUGGAUUGUACUGUGCUUCAACAUACACAUUUUGUUAUGGUUUGUGGAUAAUGUAAGACAUAUUAUCUGGUGUUUUGUUUGACAAUAUUAUGCAAAAGCAACUUUUCUUACCUUCUGGUACCUGCUGAAGUGUAUUUGGGAUCUGCAUAAAUUCUGAAAAA